UAAUUGGGAUGCCAAUGGGAGGCCCUCCGACUCCCGGGCCGAUAUCGGUAUCAGCUCCGGUGAAAUAGGAUAGCGCUAUCAUACUUGUGCGAGCACCGUAGAUAAUUCACAAGUGGCGCAAAAUCUUUGAACUAACAUCUAGAGAAAAGCUUGUCACCCUCCACCCCCUCUUUUUGUAUCUAGCCAUCUCCAGUGGUCAACAGGCAUCCCUUGGCGGCCCAGCAAAACACCGAAAGCCCAAAUAUCGUACCGGUAUUCAAGGUCUAUAAACAACCCGCCCCUGCUUUCCUUCAAACAGUUCAACUAAAAUGCCAAGAGGAAACAGAAAUCCCGGGGAAAUGAAGGGGAAAAAAAACGAGUGAGGUUACAUAGCAGUGGUCCUCGUUAACAAUUAACCACCGAGAAGCAAAACGGAACUCCAUACAUACAUACACCUAGUCCGGAGCCAAACACACAACUUCGCGAACUUCAGAGAGCAAGGGUAAGGAAGCCCGGAGCGCGGUUUCGGCCCCCACUCACAACUUAUUCACUACAGUUAGUCACUCGUUGGUUGGGGCGGUUACACGCGGAACGGGAACGCGCUUUCAGUGGGGUAUCAUGAGGUGUAGGGCUUACCAAGGAAAAGAAGGUGUAGUGGAAAAUAUCAAGUGAAUUCAGAAUGCUUUGACCACCCACACUGCCAAAGUUACGAAUACGGAAAUGAGAGAAGGCAGGAAAAAGUAAAAAAAAAAAAAAGGGAAGAAAAAGGGAAAAAAAGAAAGCCAACCGAACCCGAGAAGCCCCGAACGAAUGAAAGAAACAGUGGAAAGGGGGAAGGAAGAAAAGGGAGGAAGGAAGGAAGGAAGGAAGGAAAAAAAGAAAGAAGCAAGGGUGAAAUAAAAAACAAGGCUUUUCCGUGACUACUAAAAUAAGAACCCAAUAUGGUAGAAACCCUUGGGGAGAGAGAGGGGGGAAGGGCGAUUGUGGUGGCAGCGAUAAUAAGAAUAAUAGAGCCACGAUGGUGCUAAGUCGGCCGCAAUGCCUCCAUCCGAUGAUGAAAUGGCGAAAAGUGCAAGUGGGUGGUAGGUGGUGUAAAGUGUGGUAUGGAACUCUACCGGUGUGUAAAGGAACGGGCUCCUCCGCGGAAAUACUCGUAGGAAGGCCUUUCCACGGCUGCUCCCUUACUUAACCAAAGCACCCUUCCAUUUCCCCAUCCCUUUUGUUUUCUUCCCAUUUGUCCUUCCCCACCAAGGCAACAGAACCGACAAUCACGAGUGGAAAACAAAAAAAACUACUGCUACAAGUUAAAAAGAACCGUCAUACAACUUCUGCGCCUGUUUUUUCCCCCUUCCUCAAUCGUCCCCCUCCCGCCUACUCCUCCAUCCAGCGGCCCCCGCCAGAAAAUCCAGCUCUCCCCUUGUAGCACCGGCAGAAUCUGCACCCUGCACCCGCCCCCCCGGCAUCCCGUUCGGAAUCAUGAAGAAGUCGAACGCAGAGCUAGUGGUGGACGUAGGCGUAGAUGCAUUGGUCGCGAGGGGAUCGUUGGGGCCUGAAUCCACGAACGGGAAACCCUGGUAGGCCUUCAUACUUGGAGAAGCGGAGCUGCUGUUCAACCUUCUCCGUGAAGAUGUACUCGACCCAUCUGUCAUUUCACCGUCGUCAUCGACUUCACUGUCGUCAUAGCCCGUUAUGGGAGAUAGGGGGCCGCCGUGCUCAUUGUGUGGCCCGCGCCAUUGCGGGGGGAGAGUUGGUUCAUGAUGCGGUAGCUGAAGCGGUGGCGGCGGCGGCGGUGGUGGUGGUGGUACCGACGAUGAUGAAGGUGGGUUUAUGCCUACGCCCAUUCCCAAACCGAAGUUCUCACCCGCUCCUACGGUCGAGGUGUACCCCGGCGCGGCGUUACCCAACCCACGUUUGCGGAACUGUUCCUGCUGCAGAUAUCCGGCUGAAGCGUCUAACACGCCCACGGCGUACUCCAUGAAUUCUGCCCCGCGGGAGGAAACGCGGAGGGUCCAGCGGUAUUCGCUUAGCCUUGCUUUGUAGAAUUCCGCCUCCUGUGUGUUUGGGCUUGUCGCCCAAAGAAGGGACCCGAAUGUGCCAAUAAGGGCGAAAUUCACUUUCGAGGCAAAAUACCAGAAUGAUUGCAGGUGUUCGGGUUUCAAACGGUUCACAAAGUCCAUUGCCGAUAUUAAUCGUGUUUUGGCGGCGGAUCGGCAAAUGUGGUGGAUGUAGGAUUCGGUGUUGGUUGGGGGGCUCAAUGAGCGCAAAAUUUGCCUGUGCAGGGUUAUUUCCGUUGCAAAAUAUGCAAGGUGCAGGUAACCUGGUUAUUGCCUGUUAGGAUAUUUUUGUUUUUUAUAUUUUAUUUUCCAUCCGUUUUCUCUUUUUUCUCAGGGGGGGUGGAGGAACAAACGAACAGACGUGAUGGGGGUCUAACCGUUGGAAGAUAGCUUUCUAACCUUGGUAGCAUCCAUUCUCAGGCAUUCCGGCAACUUUGAGAACCAUUCCUUGAGCCUGAUCUGUAUAGGUUUCGCUUUUUCGAGCACGCGAUUAAUUCCCCCCCUCCCCGCAAGGUUCUGCUGAGCCUCAAGUGUGAAAAAGGUCUCCAAGACGUCCGCCAUGAUGCCGCUCAGGUUGAUCAUCUGCUCGAACAGCAUCCUUCCCUUCUCCACCUCCGAGCUCCCCUCCUCAUCAUCUUCGUCGGCCGCGUUCUCUGGGAAAUCCUCGGCGGUUACCGCCGACACUGCCCAAUUCGAUCGAGUUAUGUGCGAAGGCCGACCAUGUGUCAACGCCCCCCACUUAUCCUGCAUGAAUAAUCCCCAUGCCAACCGCUUCCUGAGCCCCCGUUCCCAAGGCGGAAUCUUCCACCCCUCACAGUUCAAGUGAAGUCCCAGCUCCUGCCCCACAGCAACAAGCUGACAUGUCAGCGCCCAUGACCCACCCUUCAAAUCCGAGUGCCGCUGCAAUAACAAGAGACCAGCCUGCACGGCGGCCAGCUUCGGCCGGUGCAUCACGUCCGCGAUGGUCUUGCUCGCCAAUUUCUCCAGCGCUGCCACAUCCGGUUUUUUCUGCGGGGACAAGUCCCUAUCGUAUGACCACCAGUGCAGCGCGAGGAUGUAUACGGCCGCCAGUAGCGGUGGUGAGAACUCGCGAUGCGUUCGCGAGUACUUUUCCAGAAAAACUUUUUUGUGCAGGAUCGGGAAGGACGGGUGUACGAUUCUGAAGUAGAGGUUUAUCAGCGAUUGGCCGUGCGGGGCCACGAUUCUCUCUAUCGCAUCCAGGUCGUCGAAGAUCUCGCCGUGAUUCUGUGUUGGGUGGUCAGGAAACAUUAGGAAGGUAAUCUCGUCAGACGCUCUUCUAAAAGACCCGCCGGCGGAGGACAACAUGUAUUCGUCCCUCUGGUCAAAGGGGCAAAGGUCUAUCAGACAUGGCUCGUACUCGCUCGUUGGACCUAUUAAUUGGGAGUGGCGGUGGCCUUGCAGCCCCAGCGUUGUCUUAAGAAGGGAGGGCCCCCGUAGGUUUGCGUAAUCAUCGACUGGUAUGUUUCCACGGAUAGCGACUUCUUGGGGGGAUUCUGGUUCAGUAGACCUGCUUUAAGGGAGGAGGUUCCAACGGUAAGCUUCACAGAUAAUCAAUCGCCAAGGUAAAAAAGAAGAAGGAAUGCGAAUAUAAUAUAUCAUUACUCUCCCCGAGGGGAAAAAAACGACGGGAACAAUUGGAGCAAGAAUGUGGGGUGCCGCACUAGCCGAGGCAUAUGGAGCGCGCGAUAGAUGGUAAUAAGGUUAAGGUGUUCCAGUAGAAUGUUGUAUAGGAUGGAAAGAGAAGUGAAAAAUAGGGAAUCAA
Tuber aestivum (summer truffle) is the source of this 3816-nucleotide messenger RNA. NCBI's taxonomy places the organism in Eukaryota, Fungi, Ascomycota, Pezizomycetes, Pezizales, Tuberaceae. The record is from the annotation of a GenBank genome assembly.